AUGGAACCCGACCACCGCGAGCGCCGCCGUCGCGAACGUCGCAACUCCUCCUCCCACGAGCACGACGCCGAGCGCCGGCGAAGAAGAGGCCACCGGGCCACCGACUCACAGGGUGACCUCCUCCCGAGACCACACCGCUCAUCACGGAACCAGAGCGACUCAGAAUGGGAUUCGCCAUCUCCGCGUAAGCGCCGCGGGGACAGCACUCCCAGCACGCAGCGCAGUCGCCAGUCUGCGCCCCUAAGCCUGGAUGCGAUUGCGAAGCUUGACAAGGCCAAUGCGAAGAGGGGUGGGUGGAAGGGGUAUGAUUACGACGAGCAAUACUUAAAAGAGGUGCGGGCCAAGGAGAAGGCACUUGAGAAAGACCGUGUCAAAGGGGAGAGAGAGGAAAGGAAGAGGGAGAGAGCGAUCGAGAGCGACGCUGCGAUUGAGGCGGCGGCGCGCAGACGCAGGGAAUCGAGACAGCGGCCCAGGGAGGAGAGCAAGCGGCGUAGUGCUGCUGCUCAUGCACAGGCGGACAGGAGAGAAAGGAGACGAAGUCAUGCUAGCCCGGAAAAAGAUGAACGAAGACGAGCUCAUGAAGAAAGAUAUACCCCAUCAGAAAUUAUGGAGAAGAAGGAAAGGAGGCGACAAGAGAAGGCACAACGGAUGUCUGAGAAGAAGAAGAGGAGGGUUGUCAGCGGACCCUUGGCCGAGGAGGGCGGUGUUAACGACGACGACUCUUAUCAGUACAUGAUGGAAAAAAGAGGCGGAGCCGGGGCACCAUCAGAACUUACGGAAGAGGAGCUGGUGGCAAAGAAGAAGAAAAAGAAAAAAAUACGCAGUGGCGGUUCGGAUGGCAAUCAAGCAGCGGGAGGCGGCUCACAGCCUUCCAACAGUAACCUUGAAGGCAAAGAUCCUGAUAGUGUACCAGCGGCAGACAAGGGUGGAUGGCUUGAUCCAUGGUCAUGGUGGGACACAGACGACUUUAAUGUCACGUACACCGGCGAAAAGGUCGGAGGGCUUCCCGUAAUCGGUCUGAACUCCACAUGGGACGACGAUGUCCAGGCAAACGACAAAGUUCCAAACCUAAAAGAUGACUUUGGCUACGGAAAGAAUCCCAUCAGAGGUGUGAACGUGGGCGGAUGGCUAAACCUCGAGCCUUUCAUCACACCAUCCUUCUUCGAAUCCUACUCGGUCCGCGACAAUAUCAUCGACGAAUGGACACUCGUUCAGAAACUUGGCGGGCCUUCCCAAGCCAAGCAGACGCUCGAGAAGCACUACUCAUCCUUUAUCACUCGUCAGGCCUUCAUAGACAUUCGCAACGCCGGUUUUGACCACGUUCGCAUCCCAUUUGGCUACUGGAUGAUCGAAACGUACGAUGGGGACCAAUACGUUGGGCAGGUUGCAUGGCGCUAUUUGCUUCGAGGCAUCGAGUACGCACGCCAGCAGGGACUGCGGAUCAAUCUUGACCUGCAUGGCGCGCCGGGCAGUCAGAAUGGCUGGAAUCAUUCAGGGCGACAAGGCGUCAUCGGCUGGCUGAAUGGCACAGACGGCGAGACGAACGCAAAUCGCUGGCUUGAUAUUCACCAUAAGCUCGCCGUCUUCUUUGCGCAGGAUCGGUACAAAAAUAUCGUCACAAUGUACGGCCUGGUCAAUGAACCUCGCAUGGUCGACCUGGACCCCGACGUCGUGAUAGAGUGGUCGCAAAAGGCCAUCACGCAAAUCCGCAAAGACGGCAUCAAAGCCAUCAUCGUCUUCGGUGACGGCUUCCGUGGCCUCGACAACUGGAAGGACUCCCCGCUCCAGUCCAACGACGACCUGCUGUUGGACGUCCACCAGUACGUCAUCUUCAACCUCGACCAGAUCCAGCUCAACCACACCGACAAGCUCAACUUCGCGUGCAAGGCGUGGACUAAGCAGAGCGAGCGCAGCAUGGACACUUCGACCGGCUUCGGCCCCACCAUGUGCGGCGAGUGGUCCCAGGCCGACACAGACUGCACCAAGUACAUCAACAACGUGAACAUCGGCACGCGCUGGGAGGGCACCUUGGAUACGGGAAAUGCGUCCACCUCCGUACUCGAACCCUACUGCCCGCUCAAGUCUAACGCAUGCAGUUGCGCCAGCGCAAACGCAGACCCAAGUAACUACUCUGAUGCAUACAAAAAGUGGCUGUACCAGUUCGCUAUCGCCCAGAUGAUCAGUUUUGAGGCUGGCUGGGGUUGGUUUUACUGGACGUGGAAGACGGAGAAGGCGACGCAGUGGAGCUAUCAGGCGGGCAUCAAGGCCGGGAUUAUGCCGGCGAAGACAUAUGAGCGCGACUUCAGCUGUCCGGACGAUUCGUCGGAUUUGGUAGAUUACGGGAAGCUGGGGUUGGCGGAGAGCUACUGA
Messenger RNA from Paraphaeosphaeria sporulosa, 2370 nucleotides. RefSeq names its product glucan 1,3-beta-glucosidase precursor. NCBI's taxonomy places the organism in Eukaryota, Fungi, Ascomycota, Dothideomycetes, Pleosporales, Didymosphaeriaceae. Gene Ontology annotation, molecular function: beta-glucosidase activity. Gene Ontology annotation, cellular component: extracellular region; cell surface. Gene Ontology annotation, biological process: glucan catabolic process. The record is from RefSeq and is a predicted model, not a curated record. The transcript is spliced from 3 exons. Bases 1 to 2370 code for a protein of 789 amino acids.